GUGUCUGUUUUCCAGUUAGUCCUGUUGGCUUGUUAGCAUGUAGCUCGGGGAGCGGCUGAAUGUCCCGGGCAUUCCUCGCUUCUGAGAGCCGUUUGGGGGGGAGAUGCCGCAGGUCGGGCCGGAGGCGGAGCUCCGCACUCUGACGGAGUGUGGGUACCUCCAUCCAGCAGAGACCCUGUCAGACCUUCACACAGUUCAGUCUCUGUUCUCUGAUCUUCGUCUCUACGUCGAUUUUUACUGUUUCCCGAACAAAGAAAAGAAGAAGUUGGUGUUUCUGUCCGGGACGCUUCCUGUUCAGUAUGAAGGAAGUGAGUAUAAUAUCCCAGUAUGCAUCUGGCUCCAUGAGACUCAUCCAGCGUCACGGCCUCGAUGUUACGUCUGUCCAUCUGUCUCCAUGGUGAUAAACCCAGCCUGUCCGUGUGUGGACGCUGUUGGGAACAUAAGACUGGACACACUCACAAACUGGACACAGGGCGUGUCCAACCUGUCACUGCUUAUGUCAGAGAUGAGGGGGGCCUUCCAAAAGCAUACACCCCUUUAUACCAAGUGCCCUGUGCAAGUUCCGCCCCCAGUGUCAGUGUCAGCUGAAAGCAGCCAGAGUCAUCUGCACUCCUGCACCUCCUCACAGAGCAGCCAUCUCUCUGAAGUCACCUGCCUAAGCCCCAUGCCCUCUGUUGCAGCCAGUCAAUGUGAGCAAAGCAGGGAGGUGAGGGCAGUAAGGUCGUACACUGAUGAACUGCUGGGGAUUGACUUUAGUGCUCCGCCUCCCACCUCCAGCAACCACACCAACCCCUUCCUACACUCCUCCUCAGGUACAGUCCCCCUCAGCAGGAUGAUGGGGGUGCUGAGUCUAGAUGGAGACUCACUUGCCUCACCUGUACGAACUGUCGUGUCAGAAGCAGCCAGAAACAUCACACGUGUGGGACCAGCACCUGGGCCAUCACCAGUCCCAGCAUCUGGCCUACAAUGUCCCCAGAGAUCUCAGUCAGAAGCAGACCGGGUGAGCCGAACUCGGGGUUCUCGGCAGCGCCUUGAGUCCAUCUCUCAGAUGGCUGCAAGGCUCCCUCCGGACCAGGCAACAGUCUUCCUGUCUCUAAUGACGAUGGAGGGGCGGAACUUCAGUUCGGCUGAUGUCUUGGAGGCGGUCCAGAUCAACAGAGACUUCCCAUCAGCCCUCAAGUUCCUGAGUCACAACUGCCCCAUCUGUCAGGAGCAGGUGUCUUUUAGCAAGAUCAUCACGAUGACACACUGUUCCUGCUUCCUGUGUCAGACAUGCUUCAAGACGUUCUUCAUGACGGCCAUUAAGGAGCGUAGUGUUGAUCAGCUAGUCUGUCCUCAGUGUGGCCGACCGGAGGUCAGAGGUCAGGGGGGGCUGGAAGAGUCCAUGGACUACUUCAACCUGCUGGACACACAGAUCCGUCACUUCCUUCCAGCUGACAUCCAUGAACUGUUCCAGAGGAAACUCAGAGACCGAGCUCUGCAAGAGAUGCCCAACUUCUGCUGGUGUGCCCACUGCUCAUUCGGGAUGCUGCAUGAGGCCCAGCGACUCAGGAUGGACUGUCCAAGCUGUAAGAAGAGCACCUGUUCUCAGUGCAGAUCACCUUGGUCCCCCCAGCAUCAGGGUCUGUCCUGUGAGCAGUUCAGAGUGUGGCAGCAGGAGAACCAGCCAAACCUCCACACCGCCGCCCUGCUCUACAACAGCAUCGAGUGUCCAAACUGCCAGCUGGUCUUCAGCCUGUCCAAAGGAGGGUGUCUUCACUUCACCUGCAGUCAGUGUGGUUAUCAGUUCUGUGGUGGCUGUAGUCAGCGGUUUGCUAUGGGCUCUGCCUGUGGCUUCUCUGCAGAAUGUGCAACCAAAGGUCUUCAUGCUCACCACCCCAGAGACUGCCUGUAUUACCUCAGGGACUGGAACAUGACCCGCCUCCACCUGCUGCUCCAUCAUUACAGAGUGUCUCCCUCCUGGUUGGAACCGGCCAAAAGUGGCUCACCUGACACCACUCUGCCAGCAUCCUGCCCUGUGUUGGAGCUGAGAGAUGACAGCAGCCGGAGGGAGGAGCCCUGCGGUCGACCUGCAUUACCUGAACACCGAGGAUACUGCCAGUCACACUAUAAGGAGCGUCUGGUGGAGCUGAUCAACCGUUGCCGUGCCGAUCCAGCGGUCCUCUUCAGUCUGGCAGAAAUAAAGGUGGAGCUUCAGCGUUGGCAUAUUACCAUGCCAACCAGGAAUCCCAAUGAGCCGGAGCCACUGUUCACACAUCGCCUUCGCCUGACGCUGACCAAUAGCGUGCCUCUCAGGAAACAACGCAACUCCCCGGUUAAACGCAUUAACGACCUCUCCCCUCUGCCCAUAUCUGUGCCUGCUGGAGCCCCACCCCCUCACCUGCUGCUAAGUGAAUGACUCCACCCACUCCAAAGAUUCUUAUUUAAAGUGCGACUGCUGAUCACACCCCCAUCAGCUGCUAUGAUAUCACAGGGCAGGUCUAUCCUGCUUCAGCUGGACCUUCUGAUUGGCUCACUGGUUGCUGUGGAAACCUAGCAGCAUAAAUAGACUAAUAAGGGACCAAAUAUGAGCAGCCAAUCAAAUCACAACUUUAACAAGCUAAUGAUGCUAACUAGCCACCUGUCAGUUUUAAUGUUAUCGACAGCUAGCAUCUGUUAACAGUAGCUAACAACUGUUAGCAUGUGUUAUUGAGAGCUAGCAUCUAUUAGCCGGUGUUUGCAUGUGUUACUGAGAGCUAGGAUCUGUUAACAGUAACUAACAACUGUUAGCAUGUGUUACUGAGAGCUAGCAUCUGUUAGCGGAUGUUAGCGUGCGUUCAGCAGGUUCUGGGAGGCGGAGUUUGUGAAAUUCUUGUUUGUUGCAGUUUACCUGUUGAACCAAGUUUUAUGAAUAAAUUAUAUCCUAACACAC
Molecule: messenger RNA, 2911 nt
Organism: Archocentrus centrarchus (flier cichlid)
Lineage: Eukaryota; Metazoa; Chordata; Actinopteri; Cichliformes; Cichlidae
Product: E3 ubiquitin-protein ligase RNF31
Exons: 17
Coding region: 104-2398 (764 amino acids)
Biological process (GO): protein linear polyubiquitination; protein transport
Cellular component (GO): LUBAC complex
Molecular function (GO): K48-linked polyubiquitin modification-dependent protein binding; linear polyubiquitin binding; K63-linked polyubiquitin modification-dependent protein binding
Source: RefSeq, a predicted model, not a curated record